Messenger RNA from Symbiodinium sp. CCMP2592, 2451 nucleotides. The record is from the annotation of a GenBank genome assembly. Lineage: Eukaryota; Dinophyceae; Suessiales; Symbiodiniaceae.
AUGCCAGGGAUCUUUCAGGAUCUGCAGCCCUGCCUGGACCAGGGAAAGAAGGCCCACGAGGAGAUCCAGAAAAAGCAUGGGCCGGAUUCAGCGGCCAAGAUUGAGGGGCACUGCACUUUCGUGUGGGACUGGGUCCGGGAAGAGAUGCCUCUCGAGAACGAUGAGGGCACCGCUCUAGAAGAGUCAGUUCGCGAAAUCGUCGCGAACUCCUGCUGCCAGUACGCCUGCCGCAUUUUGCAAGGUUUGAGCGUCAUCACUCGUCAUGCGGUGAGUGGAGUGCACCGGAGUGUUGCGGAGGUGGAGCUCUUGUCGCACCUGGCCGUUCUUUUGGCGCCGCACCAGCCGAUCGCGGAGCUAUUUCGUGAUUUUUGCGUCGAGCCAUCGGAGAACUGGGCAUCAAGCCGUUUGAGCCCGGACUUGGCUGUGCCUGGCGUUUUGACGAAGAAGGAGGCCGUGUUGUUCGUGGAAUAUGAUGGCUACUACCGGCAUCAGCUACCCUCCGGGAUUGUCGCAGACGAGCGCAAGAACGCAGCCUUACUGCAAUAUGCGCCAGCGGGCUCGCGAAUUGUCAGGGUGGCCCAUGCCGAGCGGAAUGUGUCCGGAGGUGACGACAGAGCAGCCGAAGUUGUGGUGAGUACUUGGCAGCCAGGUCACCAAGCUGGCUGCGUGGAUCUGGAGCCUGCAAGGUCUUUCGUGCAGGAAGUUAUACUCUCAAGUGGAGGUGGGACAAGAGAGAGCAGAAGGGCUCGGGUCCUUGCAUUUCUUGAAAAGAACAUCGCUUUGCCAGAGGCUGUGGCUGAGAAAGCAUUGCAGAAGUUCACCACGCUGCUUGGGCACAGCAUCGAGGCGAAAUUGAAACCCACUGUGGAGUGGCUGCAUGUAGUGGGUCUGAGCAAGGUCCAGGUGUCCAAGGCCAUCGCCACUCAUCCUCAGUUGCUUGGGUACAGCAUUGCGGCAAACUUGAAACCGACUGUGGAGUGGCUGCACGAAGUGGGUCUGAGCAAGGGCCAGGUGUCCAAGGUCAUUGCGAGCUUUGCUCCGCUGCUUGGGUACAGCAUUGAGGCAAACUUGAUACCCACUGUGGAGUGGCUGCACGAAGUGGGUCUGAGCAAGGUCCAGGUGUCCAAGGCCAUCGCCAUUCAUCCUCAGUUGCUUGGGUACAGCAUCGAGGCGAAAUUGAAACCCACUGUGGAGUGGCUGCAUGUAGUGGGUCUGAGCAAGGUCCAGGUGUCCAAGGCCAUCGCCACUCAUCCUCAGUUGCUUGGGUACAGCAUUGCGGCAAACUUGAAACCGACUGUGGAGUGGCUGCACGAAGUGGGUCUGAGCAAGGGCCAGGUGUCCAAGGUCAUUGCGAGCUUUGCUCCGUUGCUUGGGUACAGCAUUGCGGCAAACUUGAAACCGACAGUGGAGUGGCUGCACGAAGUGGGUCUGAGCAAGGGCCAGGUGUCCAAGGUCAUUGCGAGCUUUGCUCCGUUGCUUGGGUACAGCAUUGAGGCAAACUUGAAACCCACUGAGUGGCUGCACGAAGUGGGUCUGAGCAAGGUCCAGGUGUCCAAGGCCAUCGCCAUUCAUCCUCAGUUGCUUGGGUACAGCAUCGAGGCGAAAUUGAAACCCACUGUGGAGUGGCUGCAUGUAGUGGGUCUGAGCAAGGUCCAGGUGUCCAAGGCCAUCGCCACUCAUCCUCAGUUGCUUGGGUACAGCAUUGCGGCAAACUUGAAACCGACUGUGGAGUGGCUGCACGAAGUGGGUCUGAGCAAGGGCCAGGUGUCCAAGGUCCAGGUGUCCAGAGCCAUUGCAACCUUUCCUCAGCUGGUUGGGUUGAGCAUCCAAAAGAACCUGGUGCCAAAGUUGCCAGCCCCGAAGGUGGAGAUCACACCGGUGGAGACCGAGGACGUGGGAACCAAGAAGGUUAUCACCAAGCCUCCGCGGCUGCUUACUCAGGAUCCGGAGGACUGCGAGACACUGCUGUCGAAGGGAAAGUAUGACCUUUUGGUGGUGGGAUGCCCUUUAGAUCCACCAAAGAGCAAUAGCACUGCAGACGUUAUCGCGCAGCAGUCGGCAGUGGAUAAGUUCCUCUUCCUCUUGCUUCAGUCGAUGAUGAAGCAUGAGGGCUGCGUGCAGCGGUUGGCGGUGCUCACUCAUGACACCUUCACAGUGGAGGAAGCUGCGCACAAGCAGCGCGGUUUGAGCAUCGUGUCCGGAGCCACCAUCUUCGGCAUGAUGAACACCGCGCGGCAAGAGCUGGGCAUCCCCAUACAGGUCAACACCGUCCGGCAGUGCUGGCCCUACCCGAUCUAUCGGGGCAUCCGCCACGACCGCCCGCAUGGGCGCUUUGUCUACCGGCAGUUCCUGUCGCGGGAGUACGAGACGAAGGCCUCAAAGCCCUGGGCCGUGACCUUGGUCCUGGGCUUUUCUAAUGGGUCUAGGUUAGAAGCUGCCCCCACCCUGUAA